AUGUUCAAGGUUGGUGAUGAGGGGACCAGUCCAUGGUGCAUGCUCCCGGACAAGGGUAGUUUGACUGUCACGGGGAUCAACAACCAAGAGCUCAUCCGCGAUACCCGAAACACGACAAACUUUGUCAAACAAGGCACAGAGUUUACUGAACUCGUUUCACAAGGCCGCAAAGUCAAGAACAACGGGUCUCGAACGGCUAAAUGGCCUUGGGUUUUAGGUACCGCUUUGCGCGAUAUUUGGGCGCAGGACGAGAUGUGGGCAGGCCAGGUCGACAGAUGUAGAGGUAACUUCGGAUGCCGCGAGAUCGCUGCCAGCUAUCUCAAUGUCCUUAAUGGUGGACGACGCAUCGCAUUGGCUGGGCUUCGUGAUGAGGACGUACCAAGAAGCAAGGUGGUCAUGCGCCACGCCAACGAGACGCCUGUCGUGAUCCUGACCCCAGAGCCCGAAGGCGUCUGGGCUUUUUUGGGUCAGAAAGAAGUCGACGGGUCACCAGACGACCUUUUCGAGAUCUGGAAUCAUAGGACCGGACAGAAGCAAGACUGCAAGUGGCACAACGAGACUAGGGCUUUGUAUAUCGCUGACCUGCGGUAUGGGCUGUAGAGAAACCGUACAAAGCAAAUAUGCUGUACUGUUGUGGCACCGCAUGUUGGGCGAUAGUUCUCCAUCCAUGUAUCGUGUACCGCUUGGAGCAUGCGGUGUAUUGUGAUUCGGCCACAUCGCGCCGGGCGGCCAAAUCGAUUUUAUCGGAUCGUUAUAAGGUUGUGUCGAUGUGUGUAACACAAGUACGUCCCUUCGUCCCUGCCACUGCCUCCCCGUGCUCUUCCGUCGACCCCGUCGAUUUCGACACCGCGUCCGAUGCGUGAGCUACAACUUACAACCUACAACCUAUAAAUACCCCUUCCCCGUACCCUUCGGGAACACCCUCACGGCAUUAUCGUCCAGCCGGUACUGCAAAGGGGAGG
Molecule: messenger RNA, 962 nt
Organism: Filobasidium floriforme
Lineage: Eukaryota; Fungi; Basidiomycota; Tremellomycetes; Filobasidiales; Filobasidiaceae
Exons: 2
Coding region: 1-600 (199 amino acids)
Source: RefSeq, a predicted model, not a curated record